Molecule: messenger RNA, 1786 nt
Organism: Drosophila busckii
Lineage: Eukaryota; Metazoa; Arthropoda; Insecta; Diptera; Drosophilidae
Product: zinc finger and SCAN domain-containing protein 12
Exons: 1
Coding region: 132-1625 (497 amino acids)
Biological process (GO): regulation of transcription by RNA polymerase II
Cellular component (GO): nucleus
Molecular function (GO): RNA polymerase II cis-regulatory region sequence-specific DNA binding; zinc ion binding; DNA-binding transcription factor activity, RNA polymerase II-specific
Source: RefSeq, a predicted model, not a curated record
ACCUAUCGAGCAAACUACAAGAGUAAUCGCUCAUUUGUUAUCGAAAAUGUAUAUCGAGCAGCCUAUCUAACCGUAUGUGUGGUUUCGUAUUCCCAAAUUCAUAACAAACAGCAAAAAGGCUACAAAAACAAAUGCCGCAUAUCUUUGGCUCUGGCUCACGCCUGGUGGAUCUAGGCGUCGUCUGUCUGAUCUGUUUGCGCGACGAGCCCGGCUUCUGCUCCAUUUAUGGCCAGGAUUUGGAUACGCCACAAAUGCAAAUUGUGGACAAGAUACGCUGCUGCAGUGUAUUGCAAUUGGAAAAGCCAGAGAUCUCGCAGCUGCCAAACAAAAUUUGCCAUGGCUGUCGCACCGAACUAAGCAUAACAUAUCGCUUCCAGCAGAAAUGUAUAGAAGCGGAAAAGGUAUUUCGAACGGCAACGACAGCGACAACGCUGCUGCUGGACAUGGAUAAACUGGAGUUAGAGCAGCAGCAAAUACUGAAGUUACCUGCUAGUUUAAAGAUAAAGCGCUUGGAAGCGGAACCGCCCGUGCCUGAAGAGAUAGCACCAGUAAUAAAACCAGAGUCGAACAAGCUGCUGUCGCUGGACGUGGAGUGGGCGCAGCGUGAGGAAAUAGAGGAUGAGCAGCUAGAGCUACAGCAAGAGUUGGCGGAAGCCAAGCUGGAGGAACCAGAGGAAGCGGAAGAAGACGAAGAAUUGCAGGCAUUAGAUGGUACCGAGGACUAUGCGCUGCAAGAAGAAGUGGGAGAGGAGGAGCUGGAAGAGGACGAAGUACCAGCACCGGCAAUACCUGCUCAGCCAUUCUGCAGCAUUAUAAGCGCACCCAAUCGUCGCACCAACGAACCAAAAAUCUGCGACAUUUGUGGCAACACCUAUCGCUAUCAACAUGCACUAAAUGCGCACAUGCGUCGCCACAACAACGAACGUCCCUACCCCUGCGAAGUGUGCCAAAAGGCAUUCAUUUCCAACGUCGAGUUGCGUCGACACAUGCGCGUGCACACUGGACAAAAGCCCUAUGGCUGCCACUAUUGCGAGCGUCGCUUCUCCGACUUUGGCAGCAGCAAGAAGCACGAACGCAUACAUACGGGCGAGCGUCCCUAUGUGUGCGAAGUAUGCUCCAAGGGAUUCGCCUAUGCGCAUGUGCUCUCGGUGCAUCGAAGGACACAUACGGGCAAGAAGCAGUUCCAGUGCACACAUUGUGACAAGGGCUUUACCAAAAAGAGCUAUCUGCUGGCGCACAUGGAGCAGCAUCGCGGCGGUGGCAGCACAGGCAACGAAGCUGCCAACACCAGUCAAGGAGCUGGCGCCAUGGAGCUGGGCGCCACCAAGCUACGGCUGCCCGUGCGUAAACGUGAAAGGACGGGGCAGCAGCUGCAUCUAACACCGCCUGCAGCUGUGAAUGAAUUCGAGUUAGGCAUGGAGACCAAAGUGCUGGAGGAAUGCAUAGUUACCAACGAUUUCAUGUUUAAUGAUGAUGCGCAGGAGCAGCAAGAGCAUAACUACCACGAUACGGAGCUGGACGAGAAUGCCUUUGAGACGGUGCAACAUGUUAAGGUGCCCUAUGGCUUGGUUGGUGAUCUGCUCGACGAUGAUCUUGUCAACGCCGCCAAAUACCUGAUCGAGUAGCUUAGUUCCUUCCUUCCUUCCACCUUAUUCAACGCCUCGCCGCACUCCUUAGUUAGUAUUAUGUCUUAAGCUAGAACUAACCACAAACUGUGUAAAUAUUAUUAAACAAAUUUAUGAAACGAAACAAAAACAAUACCAGUUCAUUAUUUUGGUUUAUGAAA